AUGAUGUUGUGCUUGUCGGAGGAUCCUCUCUGCCUUCUUUCUGCCACCUCCGACACUACUACCACCCUCGCUCCUUUCGAUCUCAAGAGUUUCAUCAGACCUGAAAGUGUCGAUGAUUACAAUGUGAAGUUUAGGGGUAAGACAGUUGUUGAUUAUGUUGCUGAGAAAUAUAAGAAAGAAGGCAUAAGCUUUCUCAUUGGAGAUCUUGAGGCUAGUCAGGGCGCCUUCCAGUAUUUUGGACGCAAAGAAGACCAGGUGCCUCUCAUCAUCAUCCAGACUCCCGGUGGCCAAAAGUUUUUGAAACCAAAUUUGCAGACAGAUCACAUAACAUCAUGGGUUAAGGAGUACAAGGAUGGGAAAGUAUCACCAUACAAGAAGUCUGAGCCUAUUCCUGAGCAAAACAAUGAGCCUGUCAAAGUAGUCGUUGCUGACAGCAUCCAGGACUACAUCAAGUCUGAGAAAAAUGUGUUGCUUGAGUUUUAUGCUCCUUGGUGCGGACACUGCAAGAAGCUUGCUCCUAUUUUGGAUGAAGUUGCUGCCUCGUAUGAAAAGGAUUCCGAUGUCGUUAUUGCAAAAUUUGAUGCCACUGCAAAUGAUGUGCCUAGCGACUUUGAUGUCAAAUACUACCCAACUCUGUACUUCAAGACGGCGAGUGGAAAGGUCUUGUCGUAUGACGACGAAGAUAGAACUAAAGAAGCCAUCAUUGCUUUCAUUGAAAAGCCACGAGACUUCCUGCGUUCACCACCCUGUGAAUUUCCAAUCAAAUCCAAGAGCUCUGCUCCCCUUUUUCUGCAACAAAAGAACAUGAAGUCAGUAAGAGAGGUUAAGAGAAAGUGA
Messenger RNA from Pyrus x bretschneideri (Chinese white pear), 837 nucleotides. RefSeq names its product protein disulfide-isomerase-like. Lineage: Eukaryota; Viridiplantae; Streptophyta; Magnoliopsida; Rosales; Rosaceae. Gene Ontology annotation, cellular component: endoplasmic reticulum. The coding region runs from base 1 to 837 and encodes 278 amino acids. Gene Ontology annotation, biological process: response to endoplasmic reticulum stress; protein folding. Gene Ontology annotation, molecular function: protein disulfide isomerase activity. The transcript has 2 exons. The record is from RefSeq and is a predicted model, not a curated record.